Molecule: messenger RNA, 4480 nt
Organism: Bombus terrestris (buff-tailed bumblebee)
Lineage: Eukaryota; Metazoa; Arthropoda; Insecta; Hymenoptera; Apidae
Exons: 11
Coding region: 685-3312 (875 amino acids)
Source: RefSeq, a predicted model, not a curated record
GAACGAUACACACAACCUGUCCGGCAUGCACCGUGUCCGCGUACUCACGGUGCCGUACAUCUGACCGACUGGUACCAGUACGGUACCAGUUGCCCUGCAGCCAGGCAGCUGCGCGCGCGUACUCGUCUCGUCCAAAGGAUCGCGAUCGCGUUGUCGAUCCUGUGAAUAUCAUUCAUACAGUGUCCUAUAUAUAUCUCUACAUAUUUUAUGAUUAAACUGAGGAUUUUUAUGCAUUUAUAGGAAAUUUGAAACUGUAAAAUUAUACAGAAUGCACAUAAUAUGAAAGAAUACAUAAACAACUCAAAAUAUAGUGCUUCCUAUGAUACUUGUUUACUUAUAGGAGUAGUAAGUUAAAAGAUCGGAAGCUGAAGUGUUGUUUCAAACAUACCGAGGAAUUCAGUGAUUGCUGGCGGGAACUAUCUGGUUGGAUAUUGAGGGUCAGAGGAAAAGGGUCGACCAACGUAUCUCAUUAGUGGAGCGGUCGCUUACUCGCUCAUUGGGAGACGCGUGAGAGACGUGUUGGUUGUGGCAGGUCACGAGGAACGGGUCUUAAGAUGGCCUACAUUAUCCGGCCUUAUCGGUGAGAGAAGCGGCGUGGCGGUUCUGUCGAGAAAGAAACAAGGAGAGGAGGACAAGGCACGUGGCGAGAGGAACGGUCGAGAUAAUAGCUGGACAGGAAGAAAAAUGGGACAGGCUUGGUGUAAGGAGAAGACCACGAAAGCUCAGGAUUCCAAGUCCUCUUUGGAUCGGGUUUUCGUGCGUUGCAUGCAUCGGAUCUAUCCUGGCUUGAAGGAGGAAGGAUCUGUGUUGGGUGGCGCCACGCAAAGAGUGACGAGCUCCGAAAUAGGGUACGCUGGUUCGCCGCCAAGGGAGCUUCUCACCAGGGGCAGAAGCAUAGAUUCCGUGGACAGGCUUUUUCAACCGAGCGACUGGGUCGACGUGAACCUCGAAGUGCCGAGUACACCGAGGGCAAGCUCCGCUCUCACGAAUUUAACCGUCGACACGAGCCUCUAUCCGGCCACCACCCCCACGUCCAGCUGUUCGAACCUGAAGGAUGUCACGCCGAUUCCACCACCCAGGCGCCGGAAGCGGAACAAGGGCAGGCCCCUGCCGCCGAAACCGGAUGAGAUCGCUGAGAAUUCGUGCAAUGGUCCAAAACGAGGAGAAACCGGCGAUGAACCGUUGUACUCAUCGGUCAGGUCACCGAAAAGCAGCGGAGACGAGCAGGAGAUGGAAGAGGAAGUGAAAACGGAUAAACAUCGGUCUUACGACGACGCAGGACGCGAUGGCAGAAGAACGAAAGAGAUUUAUGAACACAAGGUUAAUGGGACCGGAAGGAUAAUAUCGAGCGACGUGGUUUCCGGGAAGAGGAGUUUUGAGAGCAGCCAGCACCAGCGUAAGGAGAGCGACGAGUACGAGAAAUUCGUGAGGAAUCGGACAAGCAAGGAUUCGUCGACUCCUAACCGUGUGGAGAAGAGAAGCAAGAGGGAGAUGGAGAAGCGAGCGAACGAUUCCUCGAGGGAUCAGGAGAAAUCGAGCGGUAACGCGAGGGCCAAGAACUUCAGCACCGUCAGCCUGCCGAAUUACGACGAGUUGGAUGUGGCCAGGCAUCGGUUGAAGGAAAACGACAACCAUGAACAACAGCAGGACAAAACGAACAAGUGCAGAAGGCCCGUCAGAAGCAGCACCGGGUCGCUUCCGGCUGAAUCUUUCCUCUCGCCGUUUUCAGAUAAAACGAGCGUACGAUUGGAGGACUACAUUCCGAGGUCCGAUAGCCUAACGCCGUACGAGGUAUUGGAGAAGUUGGACUGUAGUACAAACGGGCUGGUUACAGACGAAUUUGUGAGAUACGAUCCGACUAAACCGGAAGACUGGGAGCUAGGUGACGUGGGUAACUGUGAACUGAAUCGUCAUCGACGUCUUUCCAUCGAGGACAUUACGGGGCUGAACGACGAGGAGAAGAAACGAGUUCGCGAGGAUGACGAGGACGUCGUUGAUUUCUCGGCCGGUCGGGAAGACGAAAGAAAAUCCCCUUUGGCGAAUGUUCCAAGAUCUCCGACCUUCUUGGAAAAGCCGGAGGCAUUUGGAAAAACAGCAUCCCCGGCACUCGGCCAGCCGGAGUACAUCGAAGUGGAUCAAAAUAGAUCUCACUUGAGGUACUUCGAUCAACCGAAGCUUACGGAUAGCUGCAGAAUUUCGUGUGUCCGGGAGUCGUCAGAGUCUAAAGAGCCGUUUUUCCUGGAUGAGGCGAAGCAUCGCUCUGCUUUGGCAGAUACGCUCACUGGGUCCAUGAAAGGGAAGCCAGAGAUCGAUCGAUCGGGUCAAUCGAGGAUGACGUUCGCCAGGAGCUUGUCAAAUGAGAGUGAACCGAACGAGAACACCUACGAAGCGAAAGAUUUACACAGCCACGCGACCAACCUGAUCAGGACCAUCUCAGAGGAGUCAUUGCCACGCGAGAUGCUGGAGGAAGAGCAGCUGGAUGAUUUCUUCGAUGCCAAGCUGGCUAAAAACGUCCAUAACAAUCUGAGGAAAAGUUUAGACGACUGGAAGACCAACACACCACCUCCUAGUCCUGAGCCUAAGAUCAAAUCUGACAUUUUAGACGCUGAUCACUCGACUUUGUUAAAAGUUCUCAAAGAAGAAAUUGCAGAAGAAAGCAACCUAAGUUCAAUGACACCAAGCCUGACAGAACUGGAAGCUGCUUUGUCAGACAUGUUAGAGAAAGAAGAUUCUCAGGAAGCGUCUAAAGAAGAAAAUAGAUCAAACUUCACCGACGAACAAGUUGUAAAGAAACUAGAGCCUGACGUUCAGAGGGAUUCUGAUACUUUUAACGGAAAAAUGGAUAGUUUGCCGAAUGAAAAUGGAGGAAGAAGUGAUUUAAAUGUAGUUGAUCAAAAGAUGAGGAAUUCUAAUACCCUUGAAAUUCCAACACCCGCGAAGCAGAUUGUAGAAGGGAAAAAACUAGUCUCAGGAAGGAAGGUUUCAUUUUGUUCUUGGGAAGAGUCUGUGGCGAAUAUGGAGACUCGGCACGAGCAAGAAUCUGUUGAUUAUUCACUGGAUCUAGAGAAAAGGAACGUUUUUCGUUUAGACGAGGAUCGAGGUACAGGCGACAGAAGAGCCAUUUCUCUGGAUGUUCCACCAGAGAAACCGAGCAGAUUGAAUAGGAGCUUGGAUGAUCUUCUCGAGAACACGAACGUUGUUCCUACACCUCCUAGAAGGAGGAACAGGAGUGUUGGUGUGGUCAAGAAGGAAUUUGAAGUGGCGCAAAAUGGCACCGUCUCGGAGCACCUCUCGGAUGACAGACUCAUUUGAUCGUUCUAAGUGAUGAUCUUCCAAGGACAUUUCCAGAGGAUGUUGUUACUGUUGGUGGAACUGAUGUAGCGUGGUUAUAAAUUGAAGCAUUUAGUGGCGGCAUUGAUUGAUAUACAGUGACUCACUGUAGUAUUGGAAUACUUGUAGAAAUCUUCAAUGAAUAUAUUGUACAGCGUUCAAAAUGUUUUGUAUUACGCAUACAAUAUGGACACAAAAGAUUUCUAGAAUAAGCGUUCAAACACUUUCACGAGCCAUUGUAGAUGGAACUAGGUUGGGUCUUACAGAACCAUUUUGAAUGUUAUGGGGGUUUACGUGUGUUCGUAACGAGUAUGAGUGAGAAAUUACAAUCAUGACACGCGCAGCGACUGAACAUCAAUAAAUAUAUUAUUUGUGUAUAUUUUGUUGUAUGUACAUAUUGCUAUGGACACAGAAUGCGUUUCACAGAGAAGUUGCUAUCUGUCGAUAUUGAUUUAAUUCGGUAGACAGUCUUUGGCGAUAUUUUACAGCGACCGGUCUACCAGAUGAUCGUAGCAAAACGUUGAUUAUAUCAAUUUCUUGCUUAUUUUUGUUUUUUAAUUCUCUGUAAAUAGACGUGUCUUCCUCAGAUUCGAAGGAAACAACUCUCUUAAUAUAUUAACAGUGUACGUGUUCGUGUACAGAAUGAACAUCUUAAAACGGAUAGUACAACUAAUCCAUAAAUAAGACAAAAAGAAGCGACGAGUGUUUUCUGUUUAUGACAUUUAUUUUUGAAAAAAUCGAGUCAAAAUUUACCCAGCACUUGUACGUUUGGAUAAAUUUCGCCCGAAUAAAGGUGGCACAAACAUAUAGAAGAUUAUUCCGCGAACAAACAUAAAUCAAAACUGUAUAACAAAUCGAUGGAACGUGCAAUGAUUCCAAACUGGUAAAUUUCGACUCUUGACCGAUUUUACAACCUGGUUUUAUCAGUUCCACCAACAAUAUACGCAAGAACGAUUGUUCAAAUCAAACAUUUUCGAAAUAUGGUUGCAGCUACUGCGAAAAGAGACGAAAUGGUGAAGAUGGACUUGUCGAUUAGACAAAUUGUAAUAUUCGCGACAUGUUCGACGAUGUUGACGAUUAUAAAUAGUUUUACGAAUUGUUGUUACUGUAACGUGGAUCGUAAUAAAGAUUAUGCCGCUCGUUUGAUUUA